Molecule: messenger RNA, 954 nt
Organism: Oryza brachyantha (malo sina)
Lineage: Eukaryota; Viridiplantae; Streptophyta; Magnoliopsida; Poales; Poaceae
Exons: 2
Coding region: 182-535 (117 amino acids)
Source: RefSeq, a predicted model, not a curated record
UUGCUGACUCGGCAGGGCCGGGGGGUCUCUCUCCUUCCACAAGGGCGACCACGAAACCAGCGGCGCAGAGGAACUCCGGCGCCCGCGGCCGCACAGCCCUAGCCAGCCGCCGGAGGCCGGCAGGCGCCAGCGGCGGCGAGGGGCUGCGCCUGUUCUAGGCUGCGGAUCAGGAGGGGGGAGGAUGUCGGUGCGGAUCAAGGCGGUGGUGGACAGGUUCGUGAAGGAGCUGCAGGAGGCGCUGGACGCGGACAUCCAGGACCGCAUCAUGAAGGAGCGGGAGAUGCAGAGCUACAUCCAGGAGCGGGAGCGCGAGGUCGCCGAGCGGGAGGCCGCCUGGAAGGCCGAGCUCUCCCGCCGCGAGGCUGAGAUUGCACGGCAAGAGGCAAGGCUGAAGAUGGAGAAGGAGAACUUGGAGAAGGAAAAGAGCGUGCUCAUGGGUACUGCUUCCAAUCAAGACAACCAAGACGGUGCCCUUGAGAUCACAGUUAGCGGUGAAAAGUACAGGUGCCUUCGUUUCUCCAAGGCAAAGAAAUGAGAUGUGAAUUAGGCACCGCGAAGCUACUAGUGUGCUGAAAAAGACAGGCAUAGUAAUGGUGAAUGGUGAUCCAUAUCUUUGUCUCAAAUUGGAUUCUUUUGUACAGGAAAUUGUGAAAUGUUCGUAAACUCAGUAACAUAUCCAUAGUAGUUAGCCUGCAUUUCAUAUUUCUAUCCAUUGUGGGGAGUAACCUUAACAGUUGCAGUUGGGGCUGAGAUUAUGGAAGCUUGGUUAGUUUUCUUGCCAGUUAUGGUGCUACUUACUACUAAUUCCCAGCCAUGUUGUUAAUGUUAGCAAUUAGACCAGCUAUAUAUCCGGUUAUAGAUACAAGUUGUCUAAUUGGUCAGAAGCCCAGAACAUAGAACUAGUCUUAUGAGGCUGUGUCGGUAUCCCAGCACUAUGGAGCCUGGAAUUCUGGC